Acinonyx jubatus (cheetah) is the source of this 3563-nucleotide messenger RNA. It is a transcript of the gene CTNNBIP1, whose product is annotated as catenin beta interacting protein 1. Gene Ontology annotation, cellular component: nucleus; beta-catenin destruction complex; cytosol. The coding region runs from base 2676 to 2921 and encodes 81 amino acids. Gene Ontology annotation, molecular function: beta-catenin binding. The transcript has 5 exons. Gene Ontology annotation, biological process: negative regulation of Wnt signaling pathway. The record is from RefSeq and is a predicted model, not a curated record. NCBI's taxonomy places the organism in Eukaryota, Metazoa, Chordata, Mammalia, Carnivora, Felidae.
GCUCUUGGCAGCCGGUCCCCCCUCCUGUGUGUUGUCGCAGAGCUUUGCACCUCCCUUACUCUGCACUUACUACCCCGGGUCAGAGCCCCGGGUCUUUUUCUGGCGCUCCUGAGCUGCGCGGGGGGCAGUGCUGGGCACGGUCUAUCACCGGCAGUUGGCACUCUGGACGUGUUUGGGUCUUGGCCUGACGCACCUCUUUGGCUCGUGGUUGCUUACUGUUUGUGUCGUUUUCCGUCUGCUUUGUGUAGUGUGAGUUCCUCAGCCACUCGGUCACUUCCUGGAAGGCAGGCUCAGUGUCACGGCCCCACUUUUUGCGUCUCCUAUUCCAGGAGCCUGACACGGGGCUGUGCACACCUGUAAGGGUUUUAGUAAGCCCUCCUUUUUAUUUAAUUUAAUUAUCUUAUUUAUUGAAAAAUUUUUUAAUAUUUAUUUUUGAGAAAGAGAGAGAGAGACAGAGUGCGAGCCGGGGAGAGAGGGAGGGAGACACAGAAUCCGAAGCAGGCUCCAGGCUCUGAGCUGUCAGCACAGACCCUGACGUGGGGCUCGAACCCACGAACCGCGAGAUCGUGACCUGAGCCGAAGUCGGAAGCUUAACCGACUGAGCCACCCAGGUGCCCCUUAUUUUUUAUUUUAGAGAGAGAAAGCAGGGGAGGGGGCAGAGGGAGAGGGAGAGAGAAUCUUAGGCAGAGCAUGGAGCCCACCCGACACGGGGCUCAAUCCCAUGACCCUGGGAUUGCGACCUGAACCAAAAUCAAGAGUUGGACUCUCGACAGACUGAGCUACCCAGGCACCCCAGUGAAUCCUUCUAGAGUCUAUGUCAUAUCUACAUUUAUUUAUUUACUAUUAUUUUUAAAUGUCCUGUCUACUUAAGUUUGUAGGGGCCUUGGCAGUUUUGGGAGGCACCUUGACAUCUUUUUUCUCAUUCUGGAACAUCUUUAUAAUUUGUGGGACCCAGUGCAGGGCCCCUUGUUCAAAAAGUAGUGAGCAUUUCAAGACUGCGAUAGCAGAGGUUUAGACCAAGGGUGGGGCUUCUACGCCUCAGCUCAUGAAGCCGGCCCUGAUCUCAUUGUACCCAACGAGGGAAGAUACGCUAGAUAGAGCCCAUGAUUUCCUUUUUACAGAUGGCAAAAUGAAGGGCCCAAAGGGCAGUGACCAACCUCAGCUGUGCAGCUGAUCGGAAACAGUUCUGCCCCUGGAGCACGCUGACUGUCUUAUCCUGGCUCAGGGGCCCCCACAACUUUGAGCCUCAGUUUCCUCCUCUGUAAAAUGGGGGCAUCGACCUGAUCCUAAAAUGGCAGCUAGAACAGCUGGAGGUGAAUCCCUGGACGGUCCCAUCGGGAACAUCACCUCAGCUUGUGGAUGCCUUCCCCCUAAAGUCACAGAUGCAAAGCUCUUCUCUGCUUCUGGGAAGGGCCCGAGUCCUACAGACAGUAGGAGGCUAAUUGGCUUUUGUGGUAGUUGAAGAAAUUAAAGCCCUCAGGAGUGGAAGAAGGCUGUCUUCUCAUCUCUUUUUGAAGGAAUGUGGGCACUUGGGUGGAAGUUUCCCCAGGGGGCCUUGGGGUUUCGAUGCUUUGAUAUCUAGAGGAACGAAAGAGAAUUAAUCGCUAUAGACGCCCGUUCCCGCAGGGGUAGUCUGAGGGCGGAGGCAGUGUCAGGAGUGGGUGACGGGUCCUCCAUCCGAGGGCCAUUGCUGGUUGAAGAGAGACCCAGACUAGAGGCCAGAGGUUUGAGCAGCAUCUACCUGUAGGGGAGGCUCUGGAAAUCUCACUUUCUCUGGAAAACACGUUUUCUUCAGCCCCUUGGGCUAGUGAGCAUCUCUCUUUGCUGAAAGACAGUGGGAGAGGGGUCUCGCUGCUCCCCGAGGUCCUGCACCUCCCUUACAACAGGUUGCUCCAAGUGUUGGCCUCAGAUCUCUGUCCUCACAGCGGGGCUGAAAACUGGGGGUCCGCCUGUAACCAGGGACUCCGAGGUCAGUGCGCACAGCACAGGAGGUGACCGGGCCGGAGCGGCCGGGCACCUCUCCCCAGUGCCCCCGCCUGCCUCUGGCCGUGCUCCUGCCAGGGGAACCUGCAAAGGGCCCGAACAGUGAGGUUGUGUGUCAGCGGGCAAAAGGGGAGAAGGAGAAGGCAGCGUUCUUUGAUUCCUGCAAGAGGUGUGUUUGGGGCCAGUAGACCUGUGGCCAGGCGCUAGGUUGUAAAUGACCCACAACUGUGUUUUAUGUUGUGUGGGGGGUGAGUUUAUGUUCACACAUGCAGCUACAGGUGCUUGCUGAGCACAGGACAGACGUAAAUGCGUGUCCGAGCACAGAGCAGGUGGAGCCCGGGCUGUUUGGUGGGUGGGACGCCUUCUCGUGCAGGUUCAGGACUUGCCCAUCAGCUGCCCUGGAGUGACUCACCCCGGUGACAACGUCUCUGAGCACAGCUCUCAGUUGGACUUGGUGACUAACCCAAGGAAGGAGGGUGCGUGGUGACCUGCUUCAGCCGGAAAUGACAGGCGGGCAUUAGCUGCGCUCAGCACCUUAUCCCAGAGCCAUUGGUGCGGGUUCCCUGGGCCGGCCAGACACAAAGGGCCGCACCUGCCUAUUUCUCCCCGGCCUCAGCCCGCCCUGCGCAGUUGAGCAGCUGUUUGCCUGAAGUUAAUUUUCAGAGGCAGGAGUCCCCAGGGCUGGCCAGGGAAUGAACCGCGAGGGGGCUCCCGGGAAGAGUCCGGAGGACAUGUACAUUCAGCAGAAGGUCCGAGUGCUGCUCAUGCUGAGGAAGAUGGGAUCAAAUCUGACGGCCAGCGAGGAGGAGUUUCUGCGCACCUACGCGGGGGUGGUCAACAGCCAGCUCAGCCAGCUGCCCCAGCACUCCAUCGACCAGGGUGCGGAGGACGUGGUGAUGGCAUUUUCCAGGUCGGAGACGGAGGACCGGAGGCAGUAGCUGUGAACCCCUUGGAACACCCUGGAAGCUGGCAAGGGCCAAGAGAUCUGUGCGGACCUCGGCCAGCCGAGUGGCAGCAGAUCACCUUCCCGAUCUCCCUGCCCCUACACCCUACCCUACCCCACUCCAGGGUCACUCAGCAGGGCUGGCACCGAAGGAGGCACCGGUGGUGCAGUUACAAUUGGCUUAAAGGGACGGACUCAUGAUUGGCUGCAGGAAGAAACCCUUUUAUUUUUAAAUCUUGACCAACAGAAACCUUUUAUUUUUAUUUCUGACUUUUUUUUUUUUUUUUUUUUUUUUUUUUUUUUUUUUUUAAUUUGCUCCUCGGUAUAUGGCUUCCCAGGAAGCUCUCCGAGAUCUGGUGCUUUAUUUAGGUCACUUUUUAGGAAUGUGAAGAGGCCCGAUUGGCUGCUUAAACUGGAAAAGGAUUCUGAUUGGCCAGCUAGUGGGAAACGGUGUUUUUUGGUUUUUUUUUUCUUUGAUUGGCUGCAGGUGUUCUGCUGAUAGCAACAGCUUCUCUCUUUUCAAUGCUGAAAACAGGGUUUGGGACAUUGGUUGUUAUAUUUGACUUGAAAAGAAAAAAAAAAGAAACCAAGUGCGCUUUGCAAUAUUUAUUACACAAAGAGCUUGCUGCUGCUUUCA